UUUAGUAACUCUUUUAUGAUUCCUUCCACCGCUAGCUAGUUGUUUUCUCUCUUUCUCUCUCCCCCUACCUUUAUUCAACAAUGGUGGUUGAAAUCAUUGAUCUUUCAGACUCCCCUCCCUCGUCACCUAGGUCAUCUAACAAUGCAACAACAAGACUUAUCAAUUUUAAUUCUGUUUCUGUUGAAAAAGAACAAUUUGAGAAAUUUCCGAUACCCUUAAUGGGUUGCACAAAUCCCAACUUGUACCAUACCGACCAGCCACAGACUAGUCUAUGGCCAAUUGCAAAAUAUACUUGUGAGCCCUCUGAAGUUGCUACUUUUCAACCCAACAUGCCAAGGGCUGCUACAAUACUUGAACCAACACCUACAUCGAACACUUACCUGUCCCCUGGUGGAGCUGGAUUGAAGGAACCCUGGACUCACAAAGAGCACGAGUUAUUUAUGAGGGGACUAAUCAAGUAUGGAAAAGGGUCUUGGAGCCAAAUUGCUGAACACUUUGUGCAAAAUAAGACACCACAAGAAGUUGAGAGCUAUGCUGCAUGGUUCUUCAAGCAUCAACCAUCCACAGCUAGCCUCAUGUCCUUAAACAACAAUCUCAUGGCUGCAUCUGCAUCUGUCUCAGACUCUAUGUCCAUGGUUGUUAAUGAGCCACAACACACCCACAUGUUUUUCCCAGAGAAUGCUUCUUUCCUUCUGGCCCCAUCAUAUGGAGAAGCUAGUAGCAACACCAACACCAACACCGUCAUGCAUGGAUUCCCAAUGCAGACAAGUGGUGCAAACACUUCCAUGAAUGCUAGUGAUAAUGGAGAAGUUGAUUUGGAGUUGCGUUUGGGUUUAUGCCAGCCAGACUCAGAUAUGUUUAAUGCUUGCAUGGAUGACAAAUAUAUCUAGCUUGCUAGGUGUGAUUGUGUCUCACCCUUAAAUGCCUUUAUUUUAUGCUCUUUUUUUUUUGUUGGUUGGGAUGUUAUCGUUUAUUUAUGUUAUCAAAGUUAUGUUGAUGUUUGCUUGCA
Molecule: messenger RNA, 1009 nt
Organism: Cajanus cajan (pigeon pea)
Lineage: Eukaryota; Viridiplantae; Streptophyta; Magnoliopsida; Fabales; Fabaceae
Source: RefSeq, a predicted model, not a curated record